AUGAGCGUUCUUGGUCCCGCCGGAUUCGCGGAUCUCCUUCGUGAUAUCACUCGAGUGGUAUCGAAGCACCUGAAGUCAAUAGAUGAUGGAUCCGACAGCAAGAGAGACCAUUCAGAUGACGUCAACAUGGCACUAAUUGAUCAGGUUCACAAGCUGAGCCUGCAGGUGCAGCAGCUAUCCACCAGCUCUCGACCAAUCACAGUCGUCAACACGCCGCCUGCACAACAACAUCAAGGCAGCAUCGUGGGUUAUGUGGUGCCGGUGGCAGUCAUUGGUGCAGCCGGCUAUGGGGUCAUGUGGUGGAAGGGCUGGCGAGUGAGCGACCUCAUGUAUGUGACGAGGAGGAAAAUGGACCAGGCAGUGAAGCUCUUUGGGGAGAAGGUGACGGAGCUGCAAACAGCCCUCGAUACGGCCAAGAAGCAGCUGGCGGGGCGGCUGGAGGGAGUGUCCAAGUCGGUGGCCGAGGGGCUGAAGAUGCAGGCCGUUAUAAAGAAGGACGUUAUUGAGGUGAAGGGGGUGGUUACCAGUGUGAGUCGCGACCUUGACAACAUGCAUGGGCUGGUGGAGGGCAUGGAUACCAAGCUGGCCUCGCUCGAGCAGAAGCAGGACAUUGCCACGCGCGGGGUGCUGCUGCUGUGCAGCUUCGUGAGCAGAGGGCUUCAGGGCAACCCCGGCAACCAGGAGUUACUGAAGGGCCUGGCGGACAUGUCACAGAUGGCCGUGCCACAGCUAGCCGCGGGGAAGGGCGCGGCAGCAGGCGGGGCAGUGGGGCUAUCAGGGCUGAAGGAACUUGAGUUCAUCUCGUCUGCCCUGGAAUCAUCUGUGCACCACUCAGGGAACCUGCCUCUCGAUCCUGCCUACACCUCCCAACCCACUCGCCAAGCCUCCUACCAAGCCUCUUACCAAGCCUCGGCAGCAGGUUUGGAGCGGCAAACCUCUGCAUCAGCAACGGCACCGGCAGCAGCAGGAAUCGCGUCCAGGCACUCGUUUGGAGCAGGAGGGGCGGCAGCAGCAGCAGCAGCCGCAGCUGCGAUUGCUACAGUGUCGGGGAGAUCUCGAGGGGAAAGUGUACCUGUAAUAGUGGUAGGGGCAGGAGCAGGAGUGCAUGGGAUGGGAUCAGAGCGAGGGAUGCAUGGAGCAGCAGCAGCAGCAGCACAUGGGUUACAUGCAACAGGAGCAGCAGCAGAAGCAGCUGUGGUUCAGAGCGUGAGAGAGGCCGGGGAUGCGGUGUUGAGGCGAGGAGUGGUGAUUGAGGAGGUGGGGGAUGGAAGGGAGAGAUAUGGGCGGCCGCUUUCAGCGAGUGAGGUGUCGCCACCUCGUGCUCGUGAAGGAGGACCUGGCGGUUAUCCACCAAGGAAGCUGAGGCAUGCUCGAUUUGGGGACUGA
This is a messenger RNA of Closterium sp. Naga37s-1, 1386 nucleotides long. The record is from the annotation of a GenBank genome assembly. NCBI's taxonomy places the organism in Eukaryota, Viridiplantae, Streptophyta, Zygnematophyceae, Desmidiales, Closteriaceae.